AUGAUACAGGAUUCCUACCCCUCAUCGCCUCCAGUCUGGUUCUCAGAGGUGGAUGAUGCCGUUAUCUCAACAGUGAUAGAACAAUUAGGUGAUGUAACAGGUUCAGACUGCUUGCUGUUACGGCACGUGAAACAUUUAGUGUGUGAACUGUGUAAGCUACAUGAUGUAAAUCUGCCACUCAGCCUGCCUCAUCUGGAACGACAUUUACCACCAGAGAGAAAUGAUGAGGAAAUGGUCAGUGCAGACGAAGAGGAAAUGCCAGAUGAUGAUGAAGAAGAGGAAGAGGUUCAUGAGGUCGAUGAUUGCUUAGAUCAUUAUGAAAUGGAAGAUGAACCGAGCAAAGUGGAGAAGGAAAAAGAAGACAAGGAAAUAGAUGAAGAAAACUUUGCAGUGUUAGCGAGACUGAAAUCAAAUCAAAGGAAAGACUACUUAAAGGGUUCUGUAUCAGGAUCCGUUGGAGCUACAGAUAGGCUGAUGAAGGAACUGAAAGACAUCUACAGAUCAGACAGUUACAGAAAGAAAAAGAUGUACUCGGUGGAUCUGGUCAAUGAUAGCUUAUAUGACUGGAUGGUCAAGAUAUACACAGUUGAUUCUGAUAGUCUCCUCCAUGCAGACCUAUGUAAACUCAAAGAGAAAGAAGGCAAGGAUCAUAUACUCCUCAAUAUGACCUUCCAUGAGCACUUCCCCUACAAUCCUCCAUUUGUUCGGGUGGUUUGGCCCAUCUUAAUGGGUGGAUACGUUCUAGGGGGUGGUGCAAUAUGUAUGGAACUGCUGACAAAGCAGGGGUGGAGCAGCGCCUAUACCAUCGAGGCUGUCAUCCUCCAGAUUGCUGCUACGCUAGUCAAGGGAAAGGCCAGGAUACACUUUGAUGCUGGCAAGAGCCAAUAUAGUCUCGCAAGGGCGCAGCAGUCUUUCAGGUCACUAGUCCAAAUUCAUGAAAAGAAUGGAUGGUUUACACCGCCUAAGGAGGAUGGUUAGGAUGUUGUUUAAUGCAAAAAAACAGUUUAUCUACAAAGAAUAACAAACUUCUUGGACUGUGUACUGCCUUCCUUGUGGCAGACUGUGACUUUGAUUGAUAAACUAUGAACAUGGAUAUUACAUUACUAGUGAAAUAAUACAGCAUUUUGUAAACUCAUCAUCAUCAUCAUCGUUAUCAUCUCGUGGAAACAAUUUGCGUGGAGCACUUUCAGUGAUAACAUUUGCCAUUCCUGGAAGCAAGAUAGAAAGCAGUCUGACCCCGCGUAUGUGGCAUUUAUUUAUCAAGCAGAGCUUGAGACCGAGAAAGGAGUGAUUAUUAUAGUGCCAACUGAGCUUGGAGGAGAUUUUUACAUUGUGACCAUACACAAGGAUUCGUAAGCUAUUAGUUUUAUAAUGUGUUAGUACGUGUAAGUUCAUCAGCUGGUAUUUGAGACUUGUAUCAAGCCAAACUUGGAUGUGCAUCAUUCAUGCUUGUUGAUUUAUACUUUGAACAUGUAAACGCUACACGGAGUCACAACCAACUGAAUCAUCCUGUGGAUUUCUAUUCCUGUUAUUUGUACAAUGAUUGCGUUCGUGUUUGGGAGAUUAUCAUGCAUUGUUUGUCGUCCAACUUCAUAGAGUUCCUUUUUCAAUCAUGAUUCUACGAUGUGAUUCUUACCUGGACGCAUCGUGGUCUAGUGGUUUGGACUUUUGCUGCCCAAACAGGGUCAUGGGUUCAAAUCCCAACCAUGGUGUUCAUUUCCUUGAGCAAGAAAUUCUUCUGCAUUAUACUGCACUCGACCCGGGUGAAGUGACUGGGUACCCUUCAAGAUUAAUUCCUUGGAUUUAUGAUAAUCGUGCGCCUCUGAAUAUAUUGUUUCUUGCUGGACAACGCUAAAUAAAUGCCUAUUAUCAUCAUUAUUAUAUGGAUAGAAUUUUUUUUUUUUUUAGUUUCUCAUGUAAAUCAUCCUUUUAUAGAUCCACUGAUAUGUAGACUAGCUUUUGCUGUACACAAGAAAUAUUUUAUUGAUAAUCAAGAGUAUUUCUCCAUUCCUCUCUCACACAAGAUGGAUAGUGUGUGAAUCCUUCAUCUAGGCCCUUCUUAAAACUGCUCUCAAUUCCUUUUAGAGGAUGUUCUGUUGCUAAUUGUUGAGGAGUUUGUGCAUUUGUACAUUUUAAAUAUUAGAAAGGAGGGCAAAAGGAAUAUACAAAUGCCACAUUCAUGUUCCUACCACUCAGUAAUUUCGAAAAGCAAAUUUGAAGGUGAUUACCUAUAUCUACAUGUAUGUCUCUUUGUUUUUAAGGCAGGCGUCAAGAGACACGUUUUAUACUUGUUGCUACAUAUAUUAAUCUUUAACAAUGAGUAAACAUACAUGUACCAGGUUAAUUCUCAAGCACUUAUCAGGCUCACUUUUUUAACUUCCUUGAUCAUCAUGUUCAUAUUGUGAUCUUGGUUUAAGAAAGCGGAAAGUCCAGGUACCCCUGUUUCACAAAAAACUUUCCAUUAUGUUGACUAAAAAGAAACCUUGAUUUCAUUGGCUGCUGAGCAAUGUUACCAUGGUAAUACUGUAAUGAUAAAAUUACAGCUUCUACUAAGUUCUUGAUGAAACGGCCAUUUCUGUUUUUGCACAGCUACUCAACUAUUAAACUGAAAGUAAAGACAGCACUUUCCUGGUGUCUAAAGUUCUGAAAUGAAAAUUACUUGCAGUUGCAGAGUUCCUUGAGAGAAAUCAUUGAACUAAUUCAUCAGCUAAAAAUCAACUCCCAUAUUUAGUAGAACUGAAGUUAAGAAAUCAGAUCACUGUAAUUGAGGGGUGGGGGUAAGCUAGUCAAUUAUCUGAUCGCUAAUUAGCCUGUAAUUAUUGAGAUAAACAGGCCCCCUUUCACACGGGUGCUGCAUAACUCCAUACACUCAGCUAGGGGGCAUUUCUCAGAGCAUCUAUUUUAAUCUGUGAUUUUUCAUUGACAAAUAUUCUAAGCCAAACAGAUGACAUUGAUUCGGUGGAAACCAUUGACAGAUCAGUUCAUGAAGCAUCUCCCUUUUCCAGCUAGCUGCUCACUGACAUUCCCACCCUCUUCUCGAUGCUUAUCAAGUCCAUGAAAGCAUUUCAUGAACUACAUGUAUAUUAUAAAUGUUACAAGCUACUGAAGAUCCUUGCAUCUUAUUGGCUGGCAGCAUGACAGCAAGUCAAGAAAAAGUUGGUGUCAGACACGUCUGCUUGAAUAUUUUGGAGACUUUCUCGUGCUUCUUCCUUCUUGUAAAAUGGUGCAUGGUGAGCUAAGUACAUGUAUGUAACUGUCUUUAAAGAAAAAUACAAUACUUGGUAAUUAUAAUCCCCAUCUCACUGCAAGCAAAGUUCAUAGGUCUUUGAAAUAAUAAUAAUAAUAGCAAAUUUUUAUAAAGCGCUUUUCCCAGAAUGGCCCAAAGCGCGUUACAGCAUAUUAUUACCCCGGUCAUUGGAUUCAUUUCAAUCAAGCACAAAAAGUGCACAAUUUCCAAAAUCCUAAUGCAAAUUUGUUUUCACACCCCACAGAAUUGUUCUUGAAAUCUUGCUGAUAUUCCAUUCGCUUACUAUUGGUGUACAGUGAUACUUGGGUUGUGGUCUGCAUACACUAUAUUUUAUUUAUAUUCAGUGUUCAGGUAGGAGAAUAAAAAAAAAAGACAGCAUCCCCCCCCCCAAAAAAAAAGGACCAGGGGCCCAUUGCAUAAAACUGUUGCCAUAAAAAAAACGCUGGCAAACAAAAUUAUGCCAUUGAAAAUAACACAUUUAAAAACUCUGGCAAAAAAUUUGCCAGAGUUUUUUAUGGCAAAAGUUUUAUGCAACAGGCCCCAGAAAUGAAAUAAAGCAACAACAGCUGACAUCAAAAUUUAAAUAACAACAAAAUGAACAAUGAAUAUCUAGUGCCACUCUAGUGCUAGUGAAUACAGGAUGAUUACCAUUAAAAUCUGUAAGGGAAUGCAUGAAACUUUACCUUUGAUUAUGAAAUACUGCCCUCUAUGGCAUACUAAUGCACAGCAUAUCAUCCUUCCAAACAUUCUCUCCUGUCCUAUUCCGACAAUUGUGUGUGAUGUCUCAUUCAAAACCCUCAUAUUUCUUCAUGCAUGGGUGUCAAUAGAUGUUCAUGGUUGGGGGAAUGACUGACACAAAAUAUUGUUCGCUGUAAGGGAUUUUUUUUUCUUAGUUUAGGGUGGGUUAGUGUUAUGAUGAAUCCAUAAUUUUUAGAGGGCUAGACAUGGCUUAACCCUAUCCAGCCCGGGGGGGGGGGGGGUAAAAACAGCCCCAUCUCAACAUUUUCAUGAUAGAACUGUAACACAAAGAGAUCUCGCCUCUACGUUUCACGACUUUUUUGUUACCAGUCUUGCGUGACUUUCAAGACUGAAUCGCGACGUUGGGGUACGUUGUGUGCAUGUCAGACCCAAAUUGCUCCUAAAUGUGAUUUCAUGUACAAAUCCUAUGCAAAUACUGUUUGUAGCCAAAAUUCAUAUAUUAUGUAUCAUUUUUAUUUCUACUGGUUAAAAAGCAAUAGAUUAUUCUAUGACUGAUAGUGUUGCCGAUGAUUUCCAUUGAAAAAACAAAGAAAUACAUGAGAAAUAUAAAAAACAAAUACAUAAGAAAAAAAUUUCAUAUCGCCAUUAAUCACCAACAUACAAAAUCUAGCAGCAUUGGGGCUAUAUUAAAAGAUUUACAGGCAAUUAUGCUUUAAUGCAUUAGUUAGCAUAAUUGAUUAAAUUGAAAAAAUAAUUGAAAAAUUGAAAUAUGUUGGUACAGUUGACUUUUGUGGAGAUUACUUCAUGGGCAAUCACGCGAUCAAUGGCCGAGAUCUAAGGGACCCCCCCCCUCCCACCGGGCUAUAUACAUGUACUUGUAGGAUUCAGGGCAAAUUUAUGAAAAGCUGCGAGCAAGCAAAAAGUUUGACCUUGUUAAUACAAAAAUCUAAUUUCAUGAUAGAUUUUGAUUCACCCCUUUUCUUUUCAUUUUCUUUCUCUUCUUGGUUGGCAUACUUGGCCCAACCCCCACAUCUGUAUGCCAGUGGGGGAGAGGGGGGCAGUCCUUAAUACUUAAGUUUUAAGUAUCAUGCAAGGAAAGAUCAAUAAUCUGAGCACGAAUCAUGAGCUGAAACUUUUGAAAAGUUCACCUGAAAAUGAGCAUUUUGAGGACUCUUGUUAAUUCAUAUGGUUGUUUGUCCUUUUAUACACCCUUUUACAUUUCAAUUCUAAUUUCGUUUGGACAAUCUCCACUUCGUUUGCAUCAUAAACCUGGACAAAGAAUGCUAAAAUUGACGUGACAUUCAAAAGGGUGGUAACAGGGUACACCCCAUGUGCUUGGCUGCGGGGAGGGGUGAUGUCAUGUUGAGGAAAAAUAUCAUAAUUAAACAAUAGCAAUAUUCUAUUUCACCCUAGAUUUUUUCUUUCUCUACCCAUCUGUUGCUAACAGUUUUUUUUAAUGAAUAGUUUCAUUCAAUACCAAUGAAAAAUAAGAAAAUUCAGAGGAAAAAAAUGAUGGUCAUCAUUUGUACAGUAAAUGCUACCAUCAUGAUAACUAACGAUCAUCUUGUACUCCUUCCUUGUCUUUGUGAUCACACUUUUCAUAUGAUUCAUCAAAAAUGUUAUGAUGUGUUUGACUGUGUGGAGGAUGGUUACACAGGCCAUCCCCCCACCUAAAAUAUUGGGGGGAUAUAUCCCCCCCCAUCUCCCCCCUAUGAUCGACAACCAUGCAUGCAGGUACCAGUAUUGUUCCAUGUGCAAGUACAACCGUUAGAAUGGGACAAUUACAAGUAACGUUGUUAAUGCCAAUGUGUUUGUAUUGAAUGUUUCACGGCGCAAGAGUUCAUUCCUUCCCACUAUUAUUUGAUGUUCUCACAAAUUUGGGGUGCAUCAAAAGAUCAUUUCUUGGCUUUUGUCUGGGGGCAAGUAGCGUACAACGUUAGGAAAUAUUCACAUCAAAUAUUGCAUUGUGACCCAUUCUCAUAUAUAGGUGAAGGGUAAGAGGUUGCCUACAUGUGAUAGAAUGUGUGAUGAAAUAAGACUGGUGUGCUGAUGUCAGGGCAAGGUCGACUAGCGUUUGUUUACUGUAAGUUGGAUACAGUUUUAUAUAAAUAUAAUUGGCAUGUUUAUUAGCUUAAAAUCAAAACCUUAGCUAGAGUUAUAUGGUACUCAAAUGCACACAGAUGAAUUAUAAAUUACAUGUACAUGUGAGAAGACUAUAUAUUACAUUGAUCAUCACAUACAACUUGUAGAUGCAUUAAUUUACAUUAAGUUAAAAUGAAUUACAUCAUUACAUUCACACGUGAUGAAAUCAGUUAUCAUACAACCAAUUAAAAAUACAUGUAUGUUACAAGUACAUUUAAUACCUUAUAAGUCCCAAAGUACUUGUGUUUUACUCUAUCACUCAUACUUUUGACUCCUUUGCUUAUUACUCCUGUUGAUAAUUUUAUUAUAUCAACUGGAAGCAAAUACAGGUGUAUAAUUCUGUGUAUCUCCUGCGAUAGCUUUAUAUUGCAAUUAUUUGUUCAUACCUCCUAAAAUUGCCUGUCACCAUAUGUAAGAGUUGAAUAGACACACAAUAGUAGCAAUAUUCAUAAGGUCAGUAUUUAUAUAGAAUAAUUUUCAUUAGAUUACUAGUGAAUAGAAUGUUAUUACACCAAGCAUAAGAACAUUGACCCCAAGUCAUUUAUUCAGGAAAAAAAAAAUAUUUCUUUAUCUCCAAUAAUCAUUUUCUCCUUGUGAAAAUCUGAAAAAGUUGUAUGAAAGUCAAAAGUUUUUGUAAACUUUCUAAAGCUGAUAAUUGUUUUGUUGAAAUAUAUGUUCUUCUCUAAGCAACAGACUUUGUUACAAGAGAUCUCCCAUGUAAUAUUUAUGACUAAUCUUUCCUUGUAUAAAGCAUAAUGAUAAUUGUCUUCUUAAUGUUUUCCCCCCUCUUCCUCUCUCAGUAAGGUUUUGUGCAAUAUGGAGGUUGAGUAAAAACAAAUGUUUGGGAAGAAACUGUUCAUUUGCAAAGAAAAUCCACUCUCUUAAAUACCUUCUGCCCGCAUAUGAUCAUAUAAAUAAGAUUUAAUAUGAAUUGAACAUAGGUAAGUUUUGGUAAAGUAUCAUCAUCAUGUUUCUGUCUGUAAGUUCUAGAGAAAUACAUGUAUAACCUUUGUCCUUCAAUAUUUCCAAUUUUUUUGUAUUGUGCAUAUUUUAUGGACCAGGAAAAUGUUUCGUUGCUUUUUCUAGAGCAUAGCAAAAUUCAUGAUGUCGACAAAGAUAAAGUCGUGCAUUUGAAAUAUUUUUUGUUUGACUUUCUUAUGUAUAUCCAUUCCCCACAAUUUUUUUUGAGCUCUACACUUGGGCAAGUAUUUUUACAGGAUCUAUUUUCGAAAUAGAUUUACCAUAUUUAUAGACAGUUCAUUUUUCAUGGGAUAUUUUCUCCACAAAAUUGACGUAUUCCGUUCUGAUAUGGUUCAAACCUCCUAAGCCAGAAUGACUGUAUAUGGAACAAAUCUGUUUUCCUUGGACCCUAGGAAUCUCCAAAUAGUGGAGGGAUCAGCUAAGGGAGAGAGUCUAUCAGUAUUGAUAUUGCUAGUUUUGUUAAGCUCUGGUUAAGGAGGAAUCAAGGCAUCGUAACACAAAGCAUUGAACCAUUGUCUGGCUGAUUUUUUACCUGAUUACUUUUAUCCUUAUGGGUAAUCAAGCAUCCAAAUCAAGUGCAGAUCGCUUGCCUAGAUUUGUGUAUUAAGGGCUUCAGGUGUUUUAUUUGAUGAGUAUUUAUAGUGAAAUAUUAUAUAGUAUUUAAUGGGGAAAGCCAUGUUUUGCUUUGAUAUACUGGAAAGGGAAUACAAAGUAACAUUAUUUUAACUGUCAUUGUGCUACCUGUAAACAAGAGUACCCAGGUAUUGAUUUACUAGUACUUUUUGUGCAAAAACAUGAGAUGGUACUGCACUUUAAAAACGGUGUUAAAAACGACUAGUCAGUGUCAGUAAUAUUUGAACACAACACUGAAUAGUGCUGAAAUAAAAAAAAGAAUGUGCUAUUUUGAUUACCAAUGACACCAUGAAUUUUACACUGGAAUGGCAUUUGGUGCUCAGAACAUUGACUGGUGUGAUGAUAACACCACUGUUGAGCAGCUUUCGUGAUGAUGUACAUGUACAUGUAACCGGUACACUUUUAUUUUUCCUGCAGAAUGAAAUUAGGAUAAAUGAUGAUCAACAUUCUAAAUCGGGUAAAUUAAUCUUGUACCCAGUAGCAUGAAGAGAUCCAAUCGAUUGUAACUGUAAGUCAUCAAUUGUAACUCUAAGUAAUCAGUUGUAACUUUUAGUUCAUGGUUUGCUAUAGACUAGGUCAAUAAUCUGUAGGAGAGUUACACAUAUUUUUUAAUUAUUUAUUAAGCAAAUGAAGCUGCUGGAAUUCUCUGUGUACACGUUUUAUACCACUUUGUUACCCUUCUUCCACCUGUAAGAUGCUUUGAUACUGAUCAUUUCAAUUUUUUUUCUUUCGUUGUUGAUCAUGGAUGCAAUUUGUGCAGCAGGUCUGGUUUCAUAUUAUGGUUUGUGUAGUCUUGUCAUCGAUGAAAUAGUAGUAUGUGAACAUACUUUUAAGAGUACAUUGGCCCCUCAUCAUGGCCUAGAUACUGAAAAUUAAAGUGACAUUAAUGCUAUCAUUGAAAUGCUAUUUACUUAUUCUAUCCAUGAACCAAUCUCCAAACUGUGGCAUGUCCCAAAAUAUUUCUCAUGUCUCUCAACUAUAUUUUACAAAUCAUUUUCUUUUUCUUCUCUUUUUUCCGGAGGAUUGUGUUUUCAAAAGUGUCUUUUUGAUGCAUUAUUAUGAUAAAGAUAACAAUGUAAUGAUUUGAAUGGGGUAUGAUGAAAUGAAGUGAUUAAAGUCCACAUGGCGCGUCAAUGUUGUCAUGUGUAUUUAUGAAAUUA
This is a messenger RNA of Lytechinus pictus (painted urchin), 8862 nucleotides long. Its product is annotated as ubiquitin-conjugating enzyme E2 Q1-like. The transcript is spliced from 10 exons. Lineage: Eukaryota; Metazoa; Echinodermata; Echinoidea; Temnopleuroida; Toxopneustidae. The record is from RefSeq and is a predicted model, not a curated record. The coding region runs from base 1 to 978 and encodes 325 amino acids.